Molecule: messenger RNA, 1191 nt
Organism: Entamoeba dispar SAW760
Lineage: Eukaryota; Evosea; Mastigamoebida; Endamoebidae
Exons: 3
Coding region: 1-1191 (396 amino acids)
Source: RefSeq, a predicted model, not a curated record
AUGGAAGACACUACAAGUCAUCAAGGACAAUUUAUAGUUACUUGUCAACAUAAAUUACCAAAAGAAGAACGAAUUGAAGCAGAUGGAACAACAAAAGAAGUUCAUGUAGUAAUAAAACAAAGUUCAUUUAUAGUUUCAAUCUCGUCAGAGAGUAUUACAUUAGAAGGGUGUAGUGUUGAUUGUUCAUUGGUAUAUGACAAUGAUGGAUUAACUGAAGUUCAUUAUAUUAAUCAAAAACCAAUUUCAUUUACUGCACAACUGUCAUCACCAAAUAGAAUAACAUGUGAUGUACGUAUAUUAGUAUUAUCAAGUCAACAUGAAGAUAUGUUAUUUAAAGUAAUAUUUAAAUUAACAAAUAAAAUGGGGGAAGAAAUUGCAACAUUACAUUCAUUUCCUAUUAGAGUUAUUUCAAAAGCUGAUGGUAAAAAGAAAGUACCAAGUUCUAAACCUCCUAAACUUCCUUCUUCUAUUAAACCAGAACAAAAAAAUAAAGUUCUUACUCAACCUCAUCUUCCUGUGUCAACUCCUGUUGUUCAACCUCUUCCUUCUCCUUCUCAACAAAAUUUAGAAAUACAACCUGCUGCUUUACAAAAUGCUAAUGAACAAACUGAAGAAUCUGUAUUACAAAUAUUACAAUACCAACAAUCAAUUUUACGUGAUUUGACACAACAAACUAAUGCCAAUCCUUUAAGUGCCCCUUUGGUAGGUAUGAUUAAUUCUUACCAACAACUUCCUCAAAACCAAAGAAUUCCACAGUUAUUAAGAAUUAUAUCAAGUCUUAAUCCUCAAGAAAAUGCUUUAAUUAGUGAAUUAGUAUCUUUAAUUGUUGGUAUCAAUACAUCUGUUCAAACAAAUCCUCAACAACAAAUAGUACAACCUUUCCAAACUUUCGCUCAACCUGCAUCUGCUUAUCAAAAUAAUGUUCAACAAGAAUUUAAUACUUCAAGUAACAAUAUCACUAAUCACUUUCAACAAUUACCUGCCCCUCCUAUCACAGUUCCUAUACCUACUUCUACUUCAAAUCAAACAAACCAACAAAGUGUUUCUAGAAAUUCUCAACCCCCAUUAUCAGAUAAUGCCACUUCUCAACCUCAUUUCCAAACUUCUUCUCCACAUUCGUUUUCACCACAACAUUAUUCGUUUAAUGGAAAUAAUGACACUUCAUUUUAUCCAGAUUCUAGUAAUAAUUGA